AUGGUGAGAGCGGCUCGGGUCUGAAGUCGCUGCCGGGCCUUUUUUUGAAGUGAACGAGGUGAUGAGAGGCAGUAUGAAUCGAGAAGCCGAAGCGCCUUCGGCCUCAGGCUCAAGGAGGAGAGCCGGAAGCUGCCCACCUCAGGGUCGAACGCCUCCAGGCCCUACGAUCAGUUCGGCCGCGCGCAAUGCGAUUCGCAGUGGCCUUGUUGCUGCGUCACAGUUUCGGGGAACAGAGCUCAGUGGCUGGCCACUGGCUGCUGGGUUAGGAAGCAACAUCACUGCGCGCAUCAUUAGUACAGAUCGUGGCAAUAUUGACCUGAGUCAUCGCCCGCCGGGAGUUCCAGGGACUCUACAGCUGACUGUCUUGGUUCCCGUCUUGCUCAACACGCCUAGACGGACUCAAGAAGAUGUGGCAGGUAUUGGAACCACCUGGACCUUGGGUGAUGCUGAGAUUAGUGUGCAGCCUGAGAUUUUAUCCAAGUUGAAGAUCACGGUGGACGAUGGCGAAACCCAGGUCGCGUCCUCGAGCAGUCUUUGCGACAGCUGUGGCAUAUGCCUACAGCCUUUUCAACCAGGAGAGAACCUGACGGCGUUGCCAUGUGCUACAGACAUUUGCCCUUCUGUCUGGCACGCUGAAUGUGUUCGCAAGUGGUUGUGCCAGGGGCAGACUCCAACGUGCCCACUCUGCCGCUCCAGCAUCGAAACGGCCGACUCCAGUUCUGCGCAAAGCACAAGCCCAUCCUUUGCCUUGGAGGUGCGAGCAGCGUUGCCACUCUCUGCCACAUCAGGUCUUCAAGCAGCCUUUUCUUCAGGCCGUGGCACCUCCAAUCAACUUUUGCAGCAGCUGGGACAGGUGAUCAUUCAGGACAUCCUGCUUUUGACACUGUCGCAGCACACAGGCGUCUCUGGCAGCUUAUCUUCCACUGCAUCCCUGCCUCAUUUGGCCGGGUCUGGGCUCUUAAAUGGAGCUACGGCCGAUGCAUCGAGCGCCUUGGCAGAUUUGGGAGGCCUUCUGCUCCAAACCUUGACCACCAAUGGCACCUUGCCGGUGACGCUGAGUGCCGUGGAGACCUGGGCACCAGGCACCGGGAGCCCAACGCACUCGGAAACACGCAGCGCGUCUGAGAACAAAGGUCGGGGCCGAGGCAAUCGCAGCAAGGGCCGGGGCAAAGGAAACCGCAGCGAGCUGAGCCAGCGAGGCGCAUGGCACCGAACCACACCCUCUGGUGCUUGGCAACAUUUGACUGAGGAGGACAUCGGAGCGCCACCUCGGUGGCAAACUCGACAGAGGCAUUCAAACACGGAGGCCUCCUCAUCUGGGAGUCACUGGCGCGGUGGGCCGAGGCAUGAUGCUGUCGAGGAACCUGCAGCUCCAAGUCAUCGGCGCCAAAGGUAUGCGAAUGAUUAUGCAGAGGCCUCCUCAUCUUCAAGCCAUUGGCAGGGUCGACAAAGGCAUGCCAACGCAGAGGCCUCAUCUUCGAACCAUUGGCAGGGUCGACAAAGGCAUGCGAAUGCAACGGAGGAAGUCUCGGCCUGGGGUUCCCAAAGGUACAUGCAGCAACAUCACGCUGCCCCAGCCCGUAGAUCCUUUCAUCAAAAUGCAAAAGGCCAUGGCAAAGGGGCCUCUGGGUAUGGCCAGAGAUCCGCACGGACCUGGAACUCCUGGAGCGAUUGGACUCACUGGGACGGUGCGCAGAGGUGAACCUCGCGAAGCUCCAAGGACUUGCCGUCCGGCAAGUCAGUGGGGUCAGUGAUUCAACGCGCCAGAG
Molecule: messenger RNA, 1769 nt
Organism: Cladocopium goreaui
Lineage: Eukaryota; Dinophyceae; Suessiales; Symbiodiniaceae
Source: the annotation of a GenBank genome assembly